Molecule: messenger RNA, 2352 nt
Organism: Panonychus citri (citrus red mite)
Lineage: Eukaryota; Metazoa; Arthropoda; Arachnida; Trombidiformes; Tetranychidae
Product: tetratricopeptide repeat protein 39B-like
Exons: 15
Coding region: 312-2204 (630 amino acids)
Molecular function (GO): protein binding
Source: RefSeq, a predicted model, not a curated record
UCUCUGUUCAAUUCAUCUUUUUUUCUUUCAAUCAUCAGCAACAAUCAGAAUUAAUUUUAAUUCAGUUAACUAAAAAGCAACGUUCUAAAGUGUAGAUUAAUUGUGAAUCUUCAUCAAUGAAAAUCGUAUCUUCUUGAGAGUAACAUUUCUAAUAUUUAAUUCCUUAUAAGAAACAAUUGUCACCGUUAUAAAGAAAAACCUUUUUUUUUUGUUGUUUAUGUUUUUUUCCUCUGUUUCCAUUUUGUUAUACAAUUUAUUUCUCCAAUUAAAUUGGUUGUCAAUCAAAUUUAAAUCAACCAACAUUAACCAUAAUGUGCUCCACAAUUAGGCCGGAAAAUGUUCACAGCCAUCAAUUGGACUCCAACAAUGAUUCAGAUGAAGAGAUAUUUGAAGAUGCAAAUGAACAACUUGACGUUGACCUUAACGGCAACAAUGGUGACUCUUUACUUAAGGAAAAACAAUCAAUCAAACUGACCAGCGCUGAUAUGGAUCUCAUUUUACGUGAAUGUCGAGCUCAUGUUGACCUGUUCAUGAACUAUCAGUUCGAUGAGGCCAUGAAAUCGUGCGAAUCUAAACGGGAUCAAUCGUUUGUCUUUGAAUGUGGAACAGCAGCUUUAUAUGCAAUCAGAGCUCUUUUCUCAAUGGAAGAACCGAUUCUGGAUGAAGCCUUUGCUAAGAUUGAACGAGCCAUGGAUGUUAUUGAUCGUUCCCGUCGAAAGACAAGUUUGGUCUCAAAGCUUUGGGGAUCGAUUAAUGCUGCUAGUUACUCAGAAGAGGAAUGUCACGCUGAAAUGAUGUACGCAGAGCUUAAUAUUGGCUGGAUCUUAUUAGCGGUUCUAAGAGCUAAAACCUUUUCGACUUUAUUAAAAGUGGUUAUGAGACUUAGAGAAACAAUUUAUAUUUACAGAAAAUGUCGAAAAAUUUUAGAAGAACGAGAAAACUGGUUAACUCCUUAUACGAAGAAAAAUUUCGAAGCUGGUCUUCGAAUUGGGUCAGGAUUCUUUAAUCUGGCGAUUUCGUACAUUCCAGCUCGAGUUCUAAAAUUAAUCGAAAUGUUUGGUUUCUCAGGAACUCGAGAAGAAGCUUUUUCUCAUCUUAAACAAGUUUCGAUCGGUGAUUGGGGUUUUCGAAGUCCGAUUGCGGCCAUGUUACUUCUCGCUCACGAAUGCACUGUAGAAUUCACCUUUGGACUUGGUGAACCUGAAAUGUCAUUUAUGGAGGAAAUUUUAUCCACUUGGGAUAUUUACUCAAAGAGUGGAUUUGGAAAAUUUUAUCGAGCCUUAUUUUCACUUGUUAAUGGUCGUAUCGAAGAGGCGAUCGAUUAUUACAAUCAAGCAAUUAAAUUAAGUCCUGCCAAUGAAUGGAACCAAAUUGACUUCGCUUGUUAUUGGGGAUUAGUUUUUUCACAUGCAAUCUUAGGUGACUAUGAGAAAGCUGCUAAUUAUGCCAAUCGUUUAUUAAAAGAUUGCAAAUGGUCACCCUGUACAUCGCUAUACAUGGAAGCUUGUUUCAGAUACAUGGUUAACCUUGAUAAGAAAGAUGCAAUUCUUGCUCAAGAGAUAUCCAAAAAUAUGAAGAAAGUACCGAAACAAUUAAGACGAGUGGCCGGUAAAAGUAUUUACCUGGAAAAAAGUUUAGUUAAAAGGUCACAAUUAUAUUUCAUUGAAGGUGAAACUUUACUUUUACCUGUGAUGGAAUUAUUUUAUAUAUGGAAUAUUUUUCCCGUUCUUGGUAAAUGUCCGAAUAUUUUGGAUAAACUUUUACGAACUGUUGAAAGGGAAAUUAAAUGUCACUCGAAAGAUUCAAAGAGUUACCAUAAAUAUUAUUAUCUAACCUUCAUGAAGGGUAUUUGUUUACGGUAUCUCAAUUAUCCCCUUCAGGCGAUUUCAUGUUUCAUUGAGGUUAUUCAAUGUGAUCGAGAUCUUGAAUCUUAUGUUUACCUACAACCUCAUGCAUGUAUGGAGAUUGGUUUAAUCUAUCGAACUCAAGGAAAUUUCGAGUCGAGUCUCGAUUGGCUUCGAAAGGCCAAGAAAAAUUAUCGUAAAUACAUGAAUGAAUCUAUGGUAUAUUUCCGUAUCCAUUGUGCUGUUCAUCGUAUUAAGUGUGUCCAAAAACAGAAAGAAAGUUCAACUAAGGAAAAUGUUCCAAAUGAUUUUCGAGAAGACGAAGAUGAUGAUCAAUUCUCAGAUUCUAACGAUGAUUAAUUGUUUGACGAAAUUAACUCAAAAGAUGUUGAAAAUUUUCCAAUUUUGUCAAAGACAAUUUGAUUAUUUACAAUCAGUAAUUGUAAAAAUUAUUCUACAAAAUUCUGUUCAUCGAUAUAAUAAAUUAAAUUAUUAUCUCAGAAACUUU